AUGCUCAUUCACGACAGCGGAAUUCACCACGGUAUCGACACACCUAGCACAAUCAGCGCCUCGCCAUCCAGCGCGCCCACCGCCAGCAACCCCACCAAUGCCACUGAAAGCGACAUCGGCGCCCACGACCUAUCCCGCCCACACUGUCCUCGUACCUUCACCUCACACAUUGGCCUGGUCGGUCACUUGCGAAUCCAUCGCGCAGAGACUGGCCAACCGGCGCCUGAAGCACCAACAUACAGUCGUCGUAAGCGCCACAAAUACCCUCGCACUUUCAGCAACCGCAUGGACCUAAUAGGCAACAUUCGCAGCCUUGAAAACCAGCGGUAG
Messenger RNA from Spirometra erinaceieuropaei, 330 nucleotides. NCBI's taxonomy places the organism in Eukaryota, Metazoa, Platyhelminthes, Cestoda, Diphyllobothriidea, Diphyllobothriidae. The record is from the annotation of a GenBank genome assembly.